ACAGAUAUAUAUUGCUUAAACCGAUGAGUUACUACGAAACUAUUAAAAGUAAUAAAUCUGUCUGGACCAUCCAUUUCCUUACGAGACGAGAUUGGCAAAAUAUUCGACCCCGGUUAUGCUGGCAGUAAGGACUUUAAGAUCUGGCCAUUUUGGCUGUGUGCUGAAGCAGUUGAAUGGAAAACACAUUUCAGUUCCUGCCAGGCUGUCUUCAUCUGUCGUUGAGCAGGUGAAGAACUGGGAGACAGCCAAUGAAAGAUAUUUUGGCCCCGAGAGAGAUGUCAAGAAUUUUCCUCAUCCAGCCAUGUUGGACCAACCAAAGGCUGUCAAAUUUGGCUUUGUUCCAGCUUCAUGGUUUGAUUUUCUUUAUCCCAAAACUGGUUUCACAGGUCCAUAUGUCCUUGGGGCUGGUUUGUUGGCCACUGUAAUGUCCAAGGAAAUUUGGGUUAUAGACCAUGGUUUUGCUGAUGUAAUAGGAUUUACUGGCGCCUUCCUUUUCCUCGUUUACAAAGUUGGUCCUGGUAUGGCUAAAUUUUUAGAAGGCAAGCAACAGAGAAUCUAUGAGGAGACCUACACUAAACCAAUAGCUAAAGCUAAAGAGACCUUCGUUGAUGAAAUAAAAGAGUGUAAUGAUGCCAUCUGGAGUCUUGAAGGACAGAAAUAUUUGUUUGAAGCUAAAAAGGAAAAUGUUGGUCUUCAGCUUGAAUCAGCUUAUCGCAAAAGAUUAAACAAAGUCUACACAGAUGUGAAGAGUCGAUUGGAUUAUCAUGUAGCUGUUGAGAAUACUAAGCGCAGGUUUGAACAAGAACACAUGGUGAACUGGAUUGUUAGCAGUGUAGUGAAGAGCAUAACCCCUCAACAGGAAAAAGAGAGCAUCAAGAAAUGUAUUGCAGAGCUGAAGACUUUAGCUGCUGCUUAAACUUGUCAAUUAGUGGAUGUUACCAGCGAAGUUACUGCAAUUGGGGGUGGGAGUGAUUAGGUUAAGUAGAUUCUCUGGUCACCAGACUUGUUUGUCUACAGAAGAUUUUCUAUCAAAAAACGAAAUUAGAGAUGUAAUGAUAAUAAAUAUACAAAAAAAA
Messenger RNA from Octopus sinensis (East Asian common octopus), 1076 nucleotides. Its product is annotated as ATP synthase subunit b, mitochondrial. Gene Ontology annotation, biological process: proton motive force-driven ATP synthesis. The record is from RefSeq and is a predicted model, not a curated record. Bases 116 to 916 code for a protein of 266 amino acids. Gene Ontology annotation, molecular function: proton transmembrane transporter activity. The transcript has 8 exons. NCBI's taxonomy places the organism in Eukaryota, Metazoa, Mollusca, Cephalopoda, Octopoda, Octopodidae.